This is a messenger RNA of Mesorhabditis belari, 186 nucleotides long. Lineage: Eukaryota; Metazoa; Nematoda; Chromadorea; Rhabditida; Rhabditidae. The record is from the annotation of a GenBank genome assembly.
GAACCCCACUACGAUGAGGUGGAAAAUCACCACCACGAGACGCAAAUAAACCCAGCUUUUGAGGAAUUCCAUCCAACGGAAGUCAAGAUCCGUGCCGAGACGCAUUUGUUGACCGAGCUUGUGCCUGUUGCUGAACGCCGAGCCCUUUCGAGUCAACUGAAGCGGUGGGUUUUGGAAAGGAUUUAU